UCAUCAUAUUCUUCAUCUUCUUCUUCUUCUUUAAACCCGCUAUCUCCUUUCUGGAACAAGGUGAUGCGCCGAAUUUUUCACUAAACGUGUCCGGUGAUGGUGGAGAUGUGCAUCGUCGGUAAGCGAUCUAUGUUUUCUUGCCGCCAAGCGCUACGAAAGAUCAGUGGCGGACAACACAACAGACAGAAAACCACGCCAUUUUUCACUCAUGUUGGCGGCCCAGCCAGACUCCACCCACUUGCGCAAGCGCUUCAGCCCCUCGAUAUAAAACCGCGUGGUGUCGCGGCGAACCCCCGCUCUCGUCGUUGAGCUCUGUUGCCCGUUGUUAGUGGCAGUGAACUUUAUUUUACGUCUUCGCCCGUGUUUCCACUGUGCUGCCGAGUCUGUUUACCACUGGACACGCGUCAUCGAAUUUUCUCUGAUUUUCUUUGUUGGACACGCGUCGGGUCCGUACGCGGCAGUUGAUCCUUUUGGACUAGCUGCAUCAGUCUUGGUAAGAACCAGCUAUUGUGUGUAUCUACCAUCCAGUUCAUUGCGACUUCUCUUGCUAGGUUCCCGGAUCCCCACGGCACUGCUGUGUCAAUUCGCCGUGGCCGUGCUAGAUUUCGUGCCACGCUCUUUUUGUUCAGAAGUGCCACGCGACACUCCUUCCGUGCCUGGGUGUACCCACCGGCCCUGCUUGGAACUCGUGCUGCACCUCGUGCCUGUGCCCCUAACGUUCUCCUCCUACUUUGACAGUCGUCCCAAACCUUCUCCGUCUCCUACUUCGACAGUCGUCGUCAUAAUAACGCAACCACUGUGUGCCGUUUUGUGUUCUCGUCCUCUAGCUACAACUACUUUUCGGACACUAACAAGAAACGCCUUUCCAAUCGCCUCUAUACCACCUCCACUGCACUGCCCUCUACCACUGCUCUGCUGACUGUCAGUCACUGCCACCCGGGCUUCUUCGUUUGAGAUAAGUUAAAAAUGCCUUACCGCUGGAAACGAAAAAGGAGGGCAUAUUUUAACAACUAUUAUGUGCAAAAUUCACAGAAUAUGAAGGCUAGAGGUAGAUCCCUUUAUUGGUCAGACUCUGAUAAGAUAAAGGCGGUGGCUAGGACCUCCUAUCAGGCUGAUCCUAAAAGGAAGAAGGCAGCUGUUAGGGCCUUAUAUUGUGCUGAUCCUGAUAAAAAGAAGGCAGCUGUUAGGGCCUUAUAUUGUGCUGAUCCUGAUAAAAAGAAGGCAGCUGUUAGGGCCUCAUAUAGUGCUGAUCCUGAUAAAAAGAAGGCUGUUGUUAGAGCCUCAUAUCAUGGAAACCCUGCAAAAAAGCGUGCAGCUACCCAGGCAGCUUAUAAAGCUAACCCAGAAAAAAUGAAGGCAUUGUUUCGGGAGUAUCAUGCCUCACACCGCAGUGCCAGGCUAAGGUAUUUCAGGAAGUAUCACAGCUACACCAAACUAAAGAGAGUGACAAAAAGGCUAGAUACAGUUUGGCGCAGCCUAACCAACUGAUGAUUGAACAGUGUUAUAGGAGUGUUAACGCCAACCUGCUAGCUGACGGUAAGGUUUUGUUGAAACUCAAGGAAGAGUUCAAGUCCCUGCAUGCUGGUGUAGCAGAUACACUGAGUAAGGCAGAGUUGGAAAAGACAGUGGGUAGACUUGCAGUUAAAAGACUGGUUUGCAAAGCCUUACAAAUACGCAGGAAACAUGCAGGGUUUUUGCUGGCCAGCGUUAAGCUGAUUAAGUCUAUUACACUUAAAGAACACAUUGACUUUGGAAAAGGCUGCCACACUAGUAUGACAGAGCCUUACUUUUAUGAGGCAGCCUACCUGCAUGUUAGAGAGUCCCCAAUCCCUGUUAAUGAGAAGGGGGAGGGCAUUGUUGCUAAAGAAGUGCCUAUGGAGGCUGGCAGUAAGAAUGAAGAAGGUAAAGAUGCUGCCUCCAACAGUAACCUUUCUCAGGCUGGGAGUGUGGGUUGUGUUUCAGAUGGGAAAGUUUCUGACAAGGGACCUGCCCAGUCUAAGAUGUGGGAGUGCUCAAAGCAGUGCAAACCACUAAGUGAAUUUGAGGUCAAUGCCAUUGUUUGUUUUAGGACAGCUUUUGAGCAGCCUGUUGAGAAAGUGAGGCAGGCCCUGGCUGAAUGUGAUAUGGGUUGCCCCUAUGGUCACUACACCAAAUUAGUGGGUUCUCUGCCUGUGGACCUUAAAGGACACCCCAUUGUUUGUUACUCUGGUGACUACUGUACUAGUACCCUGAGAAUACUCAGAGCAGCUUCCACUCAUUUCCCUGUUUUGAGGAGGUUUUUGGCCCAUGUGACUUCUGCUCUGAGUGCUCACAGGAUUGUGUACGAUAUUGACAACGCUUUGAAGAAUGGUAACCACCAGAGAUUGCUACAAAUCACACAGGUUGAGUCCCUUCUGAGUUGUAAUGUAGAACAGAACUAUCAAAAGCUCACUCCUGUUGAUAGCUCAGCUCUUAGGAGGCCUAAUAUAGAGAUGGAACUAGCUAUUGCUCAUGCAGCUUCGAUUGCUGGGUUUGAGAAGGAAAUUGAUGACUUCCCAGAGCAUGCAUGCAUUUGCUGUGAGCGUCUGCAUCAGAGAAAGUCAGUGUCUGUUGUUAGUCUCUCUGAUGACUUUAACUCUGAGAUAUGGCAUCAAUUAAAGGCACAUAUUUUGAAGUAUCCUCCAACUGUUGCAGGUCAAGUGUUAUACAUUUGCUAUUACUGCAAGCGCAGGGUGAGAGCUGGGAUAAUGCCUGCACGUUGUGUCCUCAAUGGUCUGCAGACUGUUCCCAUUCCCCCAGAACUGGCUGCAUUAGACCUACUUAGUAGACAGCUUAUCCAGAGGGCCAAGUGCUAUCAGACUGUUGUGAGAUUAGGUACUUACACUGGUAAAGUGCCCAGAUACAAUUCCCUGCAGGCCUGCAAAGGCACAAUGUUUUUCCUUCCCUUACCACUAAACAAGACCACAGAAACCUUAAACAAGGUUCAAGAGCAUACCUCUCUCCUACCAGACCCAGAGUUGUACAUUAUUGUCAAUGGUAGGCCAACCAAGAGUAAUGUUGUGUGGCGUAGUUUGGUGGAUGUGAACCAUGUUAAGACUGCAAUAACAAAGUUGAGGUCCUGUAAC
Messenger RNA from Geodia barretti, 3104 nucleotides. Lineage: Eukaryota; Metazoa; Porifera; Demospongiae; Tetractinellida; Geodiidae. The record is from the annotation of a GenBank genome assembly.